This is a messenger RNA of Arabidopsis arenosa, 1208 nucleotides long. Lineage: Eukaryota; Viridiplantae; Streptophyta; Magnoliopsida; Brassicales; Brassicaceae. The record is from the annotation of a GenBank genome assembly.
GAGUUGAGCUAUCACUCUCUGUAGCUAAAUCCAUCUUCUUGCUCUGUGAUGAUAUUCCUACUAUGUUUUGUUCUGCUUUAAGUUAUGCAAAUAUACUAUACGUCCCUAAGAUCCUGUGUUAGAAAUGCUGCUUCGUGUUAUUCAUUAUAUCUACUUCAAAGACAGCAAACCAACAAACGGAGUGUAUCAAGAUGAUGGCAAUCCGUCCAAUGGGGAUUGAUCAGGACCACUUGGGAGGAUUUUACUGACGGGAUCAUAAUUUUGCAUCGCUUUGUUUUGGUUCUCAGAAGAAAUGAUAGCUCUCAUUUUGAUGAUCGACUAUUAUCGUUGGCUAUUGCAAAGUACAAGCAAGUGCUGAUGAAGCUAGAGGAUAAAUUGAGGUCUGCAGAGGAUGUUUCAGCCGCUAAUGGUUUUGCAAGGGAAACUAACAUUUCUGACCUGUGGAAGUCUCUCUUUGAUGAAGAAGCUGGCGAAGCAAUACAUGAAGUGAUAAAGGAUAGGAUUCUUAGCGAACUGUGUCAGCCUAUUUUGGGUGAAUCAUGGCAUAGGGAGAUACAAACACUACCUGUAUACUCUCCUUAUAAUUAUAUUCUAGGGUCUAAUUUUGCAAUGCAGGAGCUGAGAGAGGAGAUUGUGCGACUAGGAGUUGAGCUCUCGCUAUUUGUUGCUGAAUCGAUGUUCUUGCUGUGUGAUAUCAUUCGUAGUAUGUCAAAUUUCUGCUUGAAGUUAUGGAGAGGUGUAAAAAGGGACCUGAAACCUUGUAGUCUGGUGGUGGAAAGGCUGCUUCGUGUUAUUCAUUAUGUCUACUCAGAAAACAUCAAACCGGAGAAUGGAGUAUAUCAUACUGGUGGCAAAUUGGGCAAGUGGGAAUUGAUCAGGACCACUUGGAAGGAUUUUGAUGCUGGAAUCAGAGAUCUACACGACCUUUAUUUGACUAUCGAAGUAAAAGGAUAUUGGUCAGAUGGCGGAGAGUUGGUGUCUCGUAUUGAAGAAGGUGGAGGAGAAGUUGAGGUGUGCCAAGGAUGUUUCAGAGGCGAAUGGGUUUGCGAGAGAAGUGAUGGAGUCUAACAUUUUGGCCUUGUGGAAGUCUCUCUUUAACAGAGAAACCAAGGAAGCAUGGUAUCGGGAAAUGAUAAGGGAUGAGAUUCUUUCUGACCUGUUUCAGCCUCUUUUGAAACAAGAAGAUGAAACAAAACAUUAGACGACUU